Molecule: messenger RNA, 576 nt
Organism: Rotaria sp. Silwood1
Lineage: Eukaryota; Metazoa; Rotifera; Eurotatoria; Philodinida; Philodinidae
Source: the annotation of a GenBank genome assembly
AUGGAGUCAAAACGUUUAACAACUCGUUCUAUGCUUCAACGUGUUGUAAAUCUAACAAAACAUGCUCAUGAUUUUCAAUCAUCUGUAAAUGUAGCAAUUCCAUCUUGGUAUAAUUAUUCUUUUCGUCGAGGAAGUGUCAAUUUUAAUCAAGCUCAAGGAUUGAAUCCCAUUGCUAUUAAUCAAAAUCUACAAACAUCAAGAUAUGCUUUUGGUCCUUAUCGAAAAUUUGAUUUUUCACGUGCACAAAAAAUUCUUCAAUUUGAACUUAAUCGUCGAUGUGCUGCUAUAUCAAAAUUAAUGCAAUAUAAUCCAAAGUUAUGUCGAGAACUUGCUCAAGAUUUAUCACAAAAAUUACGUCGUCUUACUAAACCUGAUAUACUAAAUAGCACUCGAUAUAAAAUUAUCGUACUCGUUACUAUUGUACAAACAGUACCGGAUAGACAACGACAUCAAUCAUUGACUAUUGUAUCAAGAUGUUUAUGGAAUCAUGAAACUGAUGGAUCAAUCACACUACAUGCACCAUUAGGAUACGAUAUGCUUGCUAUUGCAACUGUUUUUGCAGUUUAUACAGACUAA